AAUAACGCUGGCGUGGGUCUGGUGGGGCCGGUUGAGGGUCUCAGCAUGGAUGACAUGAUGAAGGUGUUCCAGACUAAUUUCUUUGGUGCGGUUCGCAUGAUUAAAGAGGCGAUGCCUGACAUGAAGAGGAGACGCUCUGGACACAUCAUCGUCAUCAGCAGUGCGAUGGGCCUGCAGGGUGUGGCGUUUAAUGAUGUUUACUCGGCUUCAAAGUUUGCCAUAGAGGGGUUCUGCGAGAGUCUGGCCGUCCAGCUGCUCAAGUUUAACAUCACGUGAGUUUCGCUGCAUUUGCUGAUCAUUCUGACAAU
Molecule: messenger RNA, 308 nt
Organism: Sinocyclocheilus grahami
Lineage: Eukaryota; Metazoa; Chordata; Actinopteri; Cypriniformes; Cyprinidae
Product: retinol dehydrogenase 8-like
Exons: 2
Biological process (GO): retinol metabolic process
Cellular component (GO): cytosol
Molecular function (GO): all-trans-retinol dehydrogenase (NAD+) activity
Source: RefSeq, a predicted model, not a curated record